Molecule: messenger RNA, 1290 nt
Organism: Cucumis melo (muskmelon)
Lineage: Eukaryota; Viridiplantae; Streptophyta; Magnoliopsida; Cucurbitales; Cucurbitaceae
Product: prohibitin-3, mitochondrial
Exons: 2
Coding region: 105-944 (279 amino acids)
Biological process (GO): mitochondrion organization
Cellular component (GO): mitochondrion; membrane
Source: RefSeq, a predicted model, not a curated record
UCUCGUGUUCUAUUUCCUUUCGGACCCUAAAACCCUCUUCUCCAUCGUCUCUAUUGUGAAUUCUUCACCGCCAUUUCCAUUGUGUUCACCAUUUUCUCUCCAGGAUGGGUAGCAGCCAAGCCGCUGUAUCAUUUCUCACCAAUAUUGCUCGUGCUGCUUUCGGUCUCGGCGCCGCUGCAUCGGUUCUGAAUGCCUCCCUUUACACUGUCGACGGUGGUGAAAGAGCUGUUCUCUUCGAUCGAUUUCGGGGUGUAAUCGACGAGACUGUUGGCGAGGGAACACAUUUCUUGAUUCCAUGGCUUCAAAAGCCCUUUAUAUUUGAUAUUCGUACGAGACCACACACUUUCUCGUCUGUUUCCGGUACUAAAGAUCUUCAGAUGGUAAAUCUGAGCCUUCGUGUUCUCUCUCGUCCUGAGAUUUCUCGACUCUCAGAUAUUUUCAAAACCCUAGGUCUAGAGUACGACGAGAAGGUCCUCCCUUCAAUUGGAAAUGAGGUUCUGAAAGCCGUCGUCGCUCAGUUUAACGCCGAUCAGCUUUUGACUGAGCGGCCUCACGUUUCGGCUCUUGUGCGUGAGAGCUUGGUUCGGAGGGCUAAGGACUUCAACAUUGUGCUGGAUGACGUUGCUAUCACUCAUUUGUCUUAUAGCCCGGAGUUCUCCAAGGCAGUUGAGCAGAAGCAAGUAGCUCAACAAGAGGCUGAGCGUUCAAAAUUUGUUGUGGCCAAGGCUGAACAAGAAAGAAGAGCUGCAAUUAUUAGGGCUGAAGGUGAAAGCGAGUCAGCUAAGUUGAUUUCUGAUGCUACAUCGGCUGCUGGUAUGGGUUUGAUCGAGCUGAGGAGAAUUGAAGCAUCAAGGGAGAUCGCAUCCACCCUCUCCAAGUCGCCGAAUGUGGCCUACUUGCCCGGUGGUCAGAACAUGCUUUUGGCUCUGAAUCCGAGCCGGUGAAUGAAUUGGUAAGAAAACUCUGAUCUUCUUGCAGUGUUUCUUGAAGAGGUGCUCCGAACAUAAAGAUGAUCUGCUGGAAUGACUUGUCUCACACUUUGAGUUCUCCCCGUCGUAUGCGUAGUGGUAAAUGAACAUUAUAGAAUAAGAAACUUUUAGCAUUUUUUUGUUAUUCUCGUAAAAAUUAGUUUGAUGAGCGAGAACGUAUUAUUGAUUAAGCAACAAUCUUCACUGAGUUUUUGCCUGGUCGAGGGAACUCCCUCUUCUAUUAUGAGAAUCUUCAUUUGAACAUGGGGUCUGUUUCAUUUGGUGUAUUCACAAUGGAGUCUAAUGGUCUUUAUAUUCUUCA